Spinacia oleracea (spinach) is the source of this 894-nucleotide messenger RNA. RefSeq lists its product as uncharacterized. The coding region runs from base 1 to 894 and encodes 297 amino acids. Lineage: Eukaryota; Viridiplantae; Streptophyta; Magnoliopsida; Caryophyllales; Amaranthaceae. The transcript has a single exon. The record is from RefSeq and is a predicted model, not a curated record.
AUGAUAACUGAAACACAAAAGACAAAGAAAGUCUGCAAACUUCUCAAGUCUCUCUAUGGACUCAAGCAAGCACCUAGGCAGUGGUUUGCCAAACUUAGCUCUGCACUAAAAACACAUGGUUUUACUCAAUCCAAGUCUGACUACUACUUGUUCACCAAAGAAGCUGAAUCAGACUUGACAAUUAUUCUUGUGUAUGUGGAUGAUCUAAUUGUUGCAGGAACCAAUCUCACUGAAAUCAAUGCAGCAAAAGCAUUUCUCUCAAGUCAGUUUCAUAUGAAAGACAUGGGAGAGCUGAGAUGUUUUCUGGGAAUAGAAGUUGACAGAACAGAAGAUGGAAUCUUUCUGUCACAAAAGAAGUACACACUUGAUCUUUUGGAAGAAUAUGGGUUGUCUCACUAUAAAGCUAACCAUCAAAAACUUGCUGCUGAUGUUGGUGAAUCUCUUCCUCACCCUGAAGUGUAUCAACAAUUGGUUGGGAAGCUCAUCUAUCUUACAAUUACCAGGCCUGAUAUUGCUUACGCUGUGCAUGUUCUAAGAAAAUUCAUGCAUGCUCCAACAUCUAUUCACCUUCAAGCUGCCAAAAGGGUUCUUAGAUAUCUAUCAGGUGCACCUGGUCAAGGGCUCUUGCUUGCUAGCAAGUCCAGUGCUCAUCUAACAGCAUUCUGUGAUAGUGACUGGGCAAGAUGUCAGACUACAAGAAGGUCCACUUCAGGUUUCUGCAUUCUAUUGGGUGAAUCUCCUAUACCCUGGAAAUCAAAAAGACGGAGUGUUGUGUCUAGAAGCAGUGCUGAAGCUGAGUAUAGGGCCAUGGCUCUAACUGUGUGUGAAGUAAUGUGGCUACAACAACUUUUACAAGAUCUUGGCAUUAAGAACAUGGGACAUUGUCAAAUAUAG